Messenger RNA from Lytechinus variegatus (green sea urchin), 5329 nucleotides. RefSeq names its product delta-like protein 1. NCBI's taxonomy places the organism in Eukaryota, Metazoa, Echinodermata, Echinoidea, Temnopleuroida, Toxopneustidae. Gene Ontology annotation, molecular function: protein binding. The record is from RefSeq and is a predicted model, not a curated record. The coding region runs from base 2742 to 4970 and encodes 742 amino acids. The transcript is spliced from 11 exons.
AAAAGAGAAGUGAAAGUUAAUUGAUUACAUGACUAGUUGAUGUUUGUUUCAUCGCUCCUAAAGGGGACAUUCAUUUCCUUCCUGCAUGUUGCUCUGUCACAGUGCAGGCCUGUGACUUGUUAAAGUGAAUGUUUGAAAUUCUGACAAAUAUCGGUAGAAUUUAAUGAUCCGUUUGUUGGAAAUUGUUUGAUGGAUGGCCGCAUAAAUCACUUUGGACUCUAUCUUCCAUCUCAUUUUUCGAUGAUUUUUUUUUGUUAUGCAAGUCAUUUUGGAAAUUGGAUGCAAAUGCAGUGAUGCGUGUAACGUGUGAGAAUAAAACGUAAUUUCAUGUGGUUAGAAACUUCAUGGGUUACCAUUCGGCUUUCUGGCUGCUGGUAUAGACAAUGAAAUGAAAAGUGUGUUACAUGUGAAGUGCAUUCCAAUUGAAUCAACGUUUUAUGAGAGUGUGAACUCAAUGAGACCGACUCUAUUGUAUGCUUGCAUAGGAGGCAGAGAGUUGGUGCCGUGAUUCGGCCUCACUUCUCCUAAUUGUUCAAACCAACCCUGGUCUGGUGUUAUUCUUUAUCGAACUUUGGACCUGAGGUUCCCCCAAGUGUCGACCCUUUAUACUCAAGUUCUUGUAUAUACCCUCCUUGGAUUAUUAAGGCUAACAAACUUCAUGCUGUGAAAUGUAUUUAAUUACCUGUGUACCAUAACGCAUUUGCUUUUCUCCAACCUAUGUUGCUGUUGAUCACCCAUUUUAUCAAAGCCGAUAUAUUUCUCUACCUUUUGUCUGGCCUGGUCUGUCUCCGCGAUGGAAUGUGUAACAGAAUAUUUUUCGUUUUAAUUGAACGACAGGGAUUCAGUCUGAAGCCAUAUAUGUCAUAGCUCUUGUGCUCCACAUCAUGUAAACAUUUCUUUUGAUCGUUGCCAUGGAAAUAUUGUAUUAUGAGGAGUAGAUCUUCUAAAGAGCUGUAUAUGUUGCAUAGAGACGGCAAGAAGAAGCUGAGUAGAUCUCAUUUGAGACUGGACAGGUAUAUCAUACCUGCUCUCUGCCUGAUGGCAGAUUUUGUUUGAUAUUUACCGAGUUGCAUAAUAGGAAUGACAAAUUUACACUUGGGAGGCCUGGACUCACUUUUAUGGGAACCCCCAGAAUAUAAUUAAUUUGGGACCGUUUUCUUGACGAUUGCCUAAUAAUUGAAUCAGUCAACUUGUUGAAAUCUACCAAGUUAAUUAGAAUUACCGGAUUGUAACAACCUUUAAUCUACAUGUAUAUUUGGAUAUAAUUGUCAUGUGAUGCAAGUUUGGUUUCAUUUUUGCUAAGUAUUAUACAGUUUGAAAUCUUUGGCCUGGCUUUCAUUAUUCUCCAUCUAUUGCCCCUAGUUGCUCUUCAUCGCAAUGAGGAUUCCGUGUGAAGUCAUGUGACUGAAUUCUAUACUGGAAUUCAAGGAAGAUUGAGCAUCGAGACCAAUAGGCCAUUCAAUCCCUUCCCCGAUUGCCUCUCCCAGCUUUUCAAGUUCCCCGACCAUCUUGCAACGGGGGUGAUCAUUUCUCUCAUUGCUUUUGAUCACCCGUCUGUGUAUGACAGGCUCGCUUGGUAAUUAGGCACGCUGGAACCAUCGGGAGACGAGGAUUGAGCUUGAAAAUCGGUGGAUGAGCUAGGUGUGAUGCGCCUUGUUAUUGAGGUGUAGAAUCAAGGGCGUGGAAGCCGAGGAUUCAUCACUUCUGUCUCCUUGACAUUGCGCGUCCAAACCUACUGGACUUGAUCAUGAGGGAACUUUGCAUGCAUCAUAUCGAUCAAAUUCUUGCAAUUUGUGUGUAUGCAAGGAAUCAAGAUUUUAUCAAUUGAGCAAAUAAAAAUUGAGGCCAAUGUUUCACUUGGUCUAGAUAAGAUAGCUGCUGUAUUUCUUGUCUUGCAUUUAGUUUCCUUGCUCCGGUAUAUUAUAUUUCUUUGGCCAAAGCCCAUAUCGUAUGAGAAUACUUGUUGCAUCGUAUUUAAAGGUAAUACCAAGAGUGUGAACGUUCCAUCUCCUGAUCAGAUGAUUUGGAAUUCUUUGAAAGCAUGUGAGGGCUUGUGAUAUUGGAUCACUUUGGCUGUGCACGCUACUUGUUUUGAGGAGGAAUUUGGGGGAAUUUUGAGUGAUUUUGCUCCAAGUCACUUUGUGGCUCUGGGGAUAAAGAUCGGUUUGCAAUAUUUGUCUUGAAGUUGGUACAUCGACGUUUGGAAGGAUGUUGUAAAGCACACUGGAGAAGGGUGAAAUCGGUAACCAGCGUUAGACCAACCUUUACAUGCUGCAGACAUCUUUAGCAUCUCAAGAGUCAUCCCAGCGUUUUGAUUUCAUGUCAUUGGUAGUUCAGCCCUUCAGCGUCUGCUGUAUGCAUAAUAACAGAACACAGCUACCUUGUAUUUAUUGUGAUGAAGUCUUUGCUCGCAUCAUCAACAGUUUCACAUUUCUUUUUAACACUGUAGAGAUUACUGUCCGCAUAAGGUUACAUUUCUUCAGCUGAUCAAGAGAUUAUAUACCCAAGUCAUCAAAAAGGGUUUACCACUAUAGGAAGAUCCGCCUGUUGGAUUUGAACAAAGCAGUCGCAUCAAAUACCGUCACCACUCAAUAAAUUGUGCGGAAAGGAUUUCAUUGCGAUAAAAAGCACUGAUAAACAUUAAAUUAUCAUAAUACAAAGUUAGUGUGGAGUGCACUGUCCGCUCCAAAACAGUGAAAAUAUCCGCAGCUGGGAGGUGCCAAAAGCCAACUUUUCCAAAAAUGGCGAGUGCAGUGACUUCGGACGUGGACGAGAUUCGGUUGGAGGAGGAAAAGAUGCCGAGGACGUUUUGGCAACGUUGUCUGCCUUUCUUUGUUUAUUCCUUCAUCAUCGUCUGCAUCCUCGGUGCCCUCAUCUUUCUCGUUAUCACCUUGACAACCAAUUGGUAUCUCAGAUACAUUUUUGUUGGGGAGGAGUAUACAGAUUAUGGCAUAUGUGCCAUAAAAUGCAUGCAUGGUGAGCGGCAUCCGAAGAAAUGUCGCUGCGUUUGUGAUGAAGGAUACAGCGGAGACCUCUGUCAGAUACCAGACCCUACCUCGCCCCCUCCGCCCACCACACCCGUACCAUGUGACCUUGACUGCGGAACCAAUGGAACUCUUGAUGAUAUCCUCUGUUUUUGUAACUGCAACCCUGGUUUCGAGGGUCAAACCUGUUCAGAAGUACUUCCUACGGGUCGCACGCCCCAGCCAAUCAGCCCAGACAAUUGCACGCUGGACUGCGGUGACCAUGGCAACAGGGUCAGAGGUAGCUGUUCCUGUUUGUGUGACCAGGGUUUCAGCGGGACGACCUGUGAAAGUGAGUCUUCUUCCAGCGUCGUAGAUGUCGGUGAAGAGUCCGACAUCAGUUCCAGCAGCAGCAGUGGCUAUUCAGAUGACGAUGUGGCGUCGUGUUUGGAAGGGACGUACUGCUUCAACGGAGGGACAUGUGAAACCAUUCCAAAUACAGACGGUCAAUCGGGGAAUGCUCUAACGCCAACUUGCUCUUGUCCGUUUGGUUUUACUGGUGAUCUGUGUGAGAUAGAGGUAAGAUGUCCUGAUCUUGACUGUGGUCCUAAUGGAAACCUAUCUCCUGAUGAUUGUUCAUGCGUCUGCCAGGAUAAGUACUCAGGACCAAUGUGCGAAGUUUUGAGUGACAACCACACAAUACCCUGCAGUGCAGAUUACCACAACUACUGUUUAAACGGAGGGACGUGCCAUCAACUCGUGGGGAUUAAUAAACCAACGUGCAAGUGUCCGGACAAUAAGCGCGGGCCUCGAUGUGAGAGUACCGUGAUCGAACCGAGUAAAUGCUACCCAGGAUAUUGUCUCAAUAACGGAACUUGUCGUUAUUCCGUCAAAAGAGACAAACGAAGAUGCAUCUGUCCCGACCUUUACCGUGGGUCCUCACGCUGCCAGUAUAUUAAUAAUUAUGAUCCUAGCAAAGCGCCACCUGUAGUCCAUCCGAGCAUCGAGCAGAAUUCUAUGAAGGUUAUCAUCACGUUGACGGUCAUCUUCAUCAGCCUCUUACUGGUCCUUCUUCUAGUGGUCUUCAUCUACAUCAAAAACAAGAAUUAUCAGGAGAGGCAUAAGAGGGCCAAGACAGGUCGGAAUCCACUGCGACCCCCCAGCUACAACGUAUCCCAUCCUCUGCACCAGAACACCAAUAAUCAGGCAGGGAACCAAUCCAGAGGCAUACAGGAACUGGAAAUGGAACCAAGACGACCAUCAGCCCCACCCACUGUCAUGAGGAUGGAGAGCGAGGGCAGUGUUCACUCGACACCCAGUCAAAGGAGUCACUCCGUGGAUGUGCGUUACAGCAGUGUUCCGGUCCAAGCUAAUCCGGUGGUAGCAAGGACGAUGCAUAACGGUUCCGCUCGCAAAAUAUCGCAGGCGAGCAUUCAUUCAAAUCGCUCGACAUCGAGCCAUCGUUCGACCGGGUCGAGUCCCGGAUCCGGAAAGCGGCGUAGGCUGGGCUACGAAGCGGUACCUGUAAACGAGCCAGCGGAUACGAUAGAAGAGUACCACGGUGAUACGGCGGCGUGUGAGGAUGCGAGCAUAAUCAUGUUACCCAAGGAGGACGUUUGUAGUGAUGGAGAGAGCGUGUGCUCCUCGGAGCCCGACGAUGUCGUCGACGUGCCAAAUCCUCAGAUCUCGGCCAUCGAGACGCACCUGGCGCAGCCGAGCGAGGAUUACGACGACAACGUCGACAGAGACUUCAGUGCUGACGUGGUGAAUGCCAACGUCCACUUCUCAAACCCCUAUGCACAAGACGACUCGCCGUCUCUCUCGCCACGAGGUCACUCGACCUCUUGCGGGUCACCUCAUGACGUCAACCUGCAUGAAAACCCAUUCCACGGUGGGCUCAGCUUGCAGGGCAACCAACCUAACAACAAACUCUACGCCAACGAUGCUUAUUAUGGCAAUAGGUACGAAGAUGAAAUCGAUAGGAGUAGCCCACCGCAUGCUGUUUAAUGCACGAAAAGACUUUAUCUCAACAUGUUGUACAUUACUUACUGUAUAAUCAUAAAAACUUAUUUAUUAUCUCUGAUCUCUUUUCACAGCUAUAUUAUAUAACUUUCUGCUGCAGCAAGUGGCACUAUUUCUUGUCAAAUGUAAGAAAGAUUUUACCUGUGUGUACUUGAGUACACCAUCACUGUUGUGUCUCGUUUUGUAAUUACCAAUCAUUAUAAGAUUAUGAAGUGGCAGUUUUGUGAUUAUGAAACUUCAGGUCGCAAAUAAAAUCAACAUCAACCGGGUCCUGUCUCACAAAGAGUUGUGAUUGAUCCAAUCGACCGUAAAUCUAUGGAAAUCCAUCAGUGUUAUAAUUUUUU